Messenger RNA from Notodromas monacha, 3051 nucleotides. The record is from the annotation of a GenBank genome assembly. Lineage: Eukaryota; Metazoa; Arthropoda; Ostracoda; Podocopida; Cyprididae.
AUGGAGGGCUUACUUUUGAAUGAAGCAUUUGUCAGGUCUCCAGUAAACGCGUCGGAGACGUUGGCCAUCCGUGAGCUCAGCUUGCAUCAGCUGAUGGACAGGGAAAAAGAAGUAUUCAAAGGGAUACAAGCACUUGACUCGGAGAUGCAAACACUCGUUUAUGAAAACUAUAAUAAGUUCAUUGUAGCAAGCGACACGAUCUGCAAGAUGAAGGAAGAUUUCAAGCAAAUGGAAUCGGAAAUGAAAAGAUUGUCAAGCAAAAUGGGAGAAAUCACGUCUGCAUCCUCUGCUGUAUCUUCUGCUUUGAGGGAUCGCAGCGCGCAGAUUUAUAAGCUCUCCGAUACCAAAACAAUGUUGAAGAAGCUGCAGUUUUUAUUUGAUCUUCCCAAGGAGUUAUCUGCACGUGUUGCUGCCGGAGAAUACGGAGAAGCAAUCGAGUGCUACUUGAAGGCAAAACCAAUCCUAGAUGCGUACAGCUCUCUGGAUAGCUUCAGCGGUAUUUGUGCUGAUGCAAAUGCUACUGUUAAAGACUUGGAAGUACACCUAGUUAGUGCGUGCAUGGACGAGAAGGCUACUCCUGUAGACCUGAAGAAGCUAUGCUCGCAAUUGAUCAAACUUGAGCAAGAUCCUGUGCAAGUAGCGGAUUUGUUUCUGGACGCUGCAAAAGCUGGCCAACUGUCUAUUUCUAUGUCUGAACUUGAAGCUCAGUUGACCGAAGCCGAAAAGUGCAACAAUGCAGAAGACCUCGAUGCCUCUAAUCCAUUUCUGCCCAACGAGGAUUCUGACUUCCUUCAAUUUCAACCAUUUGUGGAACUGGCGUGUACAAGUUUCCUGAGUGAAGUUUGCAUAACUGUUGCGUCAUUCAAUGAUGUUUUCAUUGAUCCCUACAGACAUCAAGGACCGGAUCAAAUUGCUUGCGAAAAGCUCAAGAUAUUCGUUGAUGCCUUGAUGAAGAGAUAUUUACUCUGUGUGGAGAAAAGGGCUGCGAUUGAGGCUCGCCGUGAUCCAAAAGGCUCUUGUGAUAUCUUGGUUGAAGGGUUGGAUAGGUUCCACAGGCGAUUACAAGGUCUGAGCCAGCUUGUGCCUGGAACUGACUUUGGACGUCUGGGGAUGGAUUUCGUAUUGCGGGUGGCAUUAUUGCGCUGUGAGCAAGUGUCUGAAAGCGUUUGCCAGGACUUCUUGCGGAAAUUGCGCCAUGCUUGCACGGAUGUUACUCAGAUGAAUGGAUCUUCAAAUUUGAGUGUUCUCAUGGGAAAAAUUAUGAAACACAUCGGAGAUAGUUUGAAGAGAGCUCUUGAAGGAUUGCUGGUCUUCGUUGGACAAAGCGCUUUGUUUGCCGGGCAGCCCUAUUUCCUUCAGCCCUUCUGCUCCAAAGGGGUUCGCGAAGGAGUAGCUGUGAAGUUUUUCGUAUCGAUCACUGACGAAGUGAUGGGGGACCUGUUGAAUCCGGAUACGGGCAAGUGUUCUCCUGUUGCUCUCUUGCUGUUGUCAAGAUUGUGUCUGGAGCUUGAGAAAUCCACUGUUCAUUAUUUUCUCAACUUCGUGGAAGAGAAAUUUCCAAUAAGCGCGAAGACAUAUCAGAUGUCUUAUGCAGAAUUGUCCGGGAAGCUGAAGAAGGCGGCGCAAACUUUUCUGAACCGGUUCGUGUAUGUGCAAGGUUGUGAGCUUUCGCAAAUGGUUUGCCUUUCAAUCAGUGCCCGAGACUGGUUGAGGUGCGGCGAGCCCCGAUCUGUUCGGCCAGCUAUGAAGCGCAUAGUGGAGGAACUUUCAGGGAUGGAAACUUUGGUUGGUAUGCUUUACGAGGAUGGUCCUGCUGGAAAAGAUCGAAGUUCCGAAUCCAGUAGACGCACAUAUUACAGUUACUUAGCAGGAUCUGGAAGCAAUGCGAGAAGAGGGAACUAUUCAGUUGGACCUCCUGCUCCGGGAAGACUUGGAAGUACCUGGGGUGGUGCCUCUGAUUUGGAACAUUCAUUCCUUACGAAUUUGCAUAAGUUAUUCUCAGAUCGCAUAGAGGUUUAUGCCGAAACGGAAUGGAAUCGCGCGGGAAUCAUGACUGGAGUGAUAAAAAUUACCCUCAAGACAUUCUUCGAGUACAUCCGACUUCAGACGUUCGGGAAGUUUGGAUUGCAGCAAAUACAGGUUGAUGCUCAUUACCUGCAGUUGUACUUGUGGCGUUUUGUUGCCGAUGAAAAUUUGUUGCGCAUGUUGUUGGACGAGGUGGUCACAAGUGCUUACCAUCGCUGUGUGGAACCCGCACUUAUGGAGAACAGCAUCGUCGAGGCAAUAUGUCAUCAGGCUGGAUGAUUUGUGUUACAAUUACUUAGGCACAGUGUGAUGCGAUAUUUGAUUGUGGCCAGUUGAAUUAAUGUUGCGGUGUGUGGGUUAUUUUGAAACUGCGUUGAAGUGCAUGAACCCCCUGUCCCGCCAAAAAAACCCGGGGGCAUCAAACAAAUCCUCAAUGUCAGAGAAGCUUUGACAUGCCGACCUCGGGAAGAAAUGAUAAAAAAUAAGGAAUAGUCAAGCAUUGAGGGCUUUCACUUUCAGUUCGACCCAAGGAGUACAGUGCCGCGUACGGAAGAUGAAGCCGAAAGAAAACCGCGCGAGAGGCUUAAACCGUCCAGGAAUGCUGAUCAACACUUUUUUCAACAACCGGGGCCAGCAACCCCCUGAGUUAACAAACGUCUUCCAUUCCAGUGGACGGACUUCUCGCCAGAGCUCACAUGUGAGCUGCCAAAUUUACGCUGGCUCCCCCUUCCCCCUACCUCACUCCCUGAACCCAUCACUCUCUCCUUGAAGAAAAAUUAUGAGAGACUUCAGAAGGCCUGUUUGAAUAGGUAUAAACAGUGUAGUGGGAGAAGUACUAUCAACAACUAAUAUAAUUAAUAUUCCUUUUAAUAAACCUUAUGGCUUUACUGAAGGUUCUCUUUUCAUAACUCUGAUUAUAAAAGUUGAGUACAUGCAAUGAUACAUUGUCUGAAUUAAAUUUGCUAUUAAAGGGUUCUUGUACUGUAUUUAUUUGCAUUUAUUCUUAAUGCUGCCCUUCCUAUGGAC